AUAUAAACUCAUUCUCCCCCAAAAUCCGCGAAUAAACCAUUCAAAACCAUAACUCUCUACUUUGAUUCCUUCAAACUCUAAAUUCUUCCCCUCCCCAAUCUUAAAGAUCAAUAGAGUCCGCCAUGGAAGGAGGAACAGAAGCUUUUCCUGAUUUAGGCAAGCACUGCCAGUUUUUUGAUUGCCUUCAACUCGAUUUUCUUCCAUUCAAAUGCGACGGUUGUCAAAAGGUUUUUUGUCUUGAACAUCGAUCGUACAAAUCUCACGACUGUUCAAACUCCGAUCACAAUAGCAGGAAAGUUUUAGUCUGUGAAACAUGUUCGACUUCAAUCGAGAUUCCACGGAACAGCAAAGGUGGAGAAGAUGAGAUGAAUUUGAUUUUAAAAAAGCAUCAGAAAUCUGGAGAUUGUGAUCCGAAGAAGAAGMAGAAACCGACUUGUGGUGUUAGAAGGUGCAAGGAGAUUCUUACCUUUUCRAACACCAGUAGUUGCAAAUCGUGCCAGAUCAAGUUCUGCUUGAAGCACCGGUUCCAAUCCGAUCAUGCCUGCAAAAACAACCACCUGCCGAAGGCGGCUGCCGCUGGUCGUGUUGGCGGCGGUGCACGGCCUUUUCUGGUUGCUUUGGGUUCAAGAAACGGUCAAGAUUGUACGAAGAAGAACAAUGGUGCGACAUCAGCUUCUAAGCGGUCUACAUCUGUCAAAGCUUAUUGAGAUUGUUUACAGUUAUGUCAA
Messenger RNA from Cynara cardunculus var. scolymus (artichoke), 728 nucleotides. Its product is annotated as zinc finger AN1 domain-containing stress-associated protein 12-like. Gene Ontology annotation, cellular component: cytoplasm. Lineage: Eukaryota; Viridiplantae; Streptophyta; Magnoliopsida; Asterales; Asteraceae. The record is from RefSeq and is a predicted model, not a curated record. Gene Ontology annotation, molecular function: zinc ion binding. Bases 123 to 707 code for a protein of 194 amino acids. The transcript has 2 exons.